GAGAGUAACAGGAGAGUACUGUUUGAUCCUGAGUAAAACUAGGAGGAGACAGAAUGAUAAGCUGAGUUAUUGGCUUCAGGAACUGAGUACUGCUAUCUUCUGCAAAGAAGAGGCUACCAGUGAUCAAUUUAUUACAGUUCCAGUAACACAAGCAAAACUGUCAUCAUGAAGCACUUCCUAAGGAUGUUUGUGCAGGUCUGCCUGUACUUCUACUGUAAGUGCUUGUGGCGCUGUCUGAAAUUCGUGGUCAGGAAGCUCACGGGACGAUGUGAGUUGCAAAGGAUCUGUUACAAUACCAAGCCUGGAGCUGCCAGAACUAUGAAAAUAGAGGCAUCACUGAAGGGCUCGAAAAGUAAGCGGCUGCAAACUUCAGUAAGUGUUCACCCUGAUGCUAUUGAAAAAACUAUAGAUGACAUCAUGGAGCUGAAAAGGAUUAAUCCRGAUAUAAACCCACAGCUGGGGGUGUCCCUUCAGGCCUGCCUGCUGCAGAUUGUGGGCUACAGAAACCUGGUUGCAGAGGUUGAAAAGCUGCGCAGAGAGCCCUAUGAUUCAGAGAAUCCACAACAUGAAGAAAUGCUUCUGAAGUUGUGGAAAUGUUUGAAGCCCAAUUCGCCAUUGAAAGCUCGGAUUUCGAAGCAGUGGUGUGAAAUUGGUUUCCAAGGUGAUGAUCCUAAAACAGACUUUAGAGGGAUGGGUCUCCUGGGCUUGUAUAACUUGGUGUAUUUUGCUGAACGGGACACUGGAAUAGCUCAGCAGGUUCUUUCUGAUUCUCUUCAGCCUAAAUACAGCCAAUUCAGUAAAGCUGAAUGGGAGAAGAAAAAGUUUGAUAAGGCAAUAGGCUACUCUUUUGCUAUUGUGGGCAUUAACAUAACAGACCUUGCCUACAAUCUCCUCGUGAGCGGGGCUUUGAAGACCCAUUUCUACAACGUUGCUCCAGAGGCACCAACGCUWACACACUUCCAACAGACCUUCUGCUACUUAAUGCAUGAAUUCCACAAGUUCUGGAUUGAAGAGGACCCGCUGGACAUAAUGGAGUUCAAUCGUGUCAGGGAGAAAUUUCACAAGCGAAUCUUGAAACAGCUCCAGAACCCAGACAUGGCUCUGUGCCCUCACUUUGCUGCAUCAGAAAGCUUAAUCAAUAUGUAGUUCUUCACUUUUUUUUUUUUUCCCCUUUGGAAACACUGCCUCACUCUUGUGUUAGAUCACUGUUUAGACCAUCACUGGAAUAAUGAACGACCAUGGCGAUUGUAUGCAUGUUUUUGGUGCAGUAUUCAUCAGUUUUUGUCAUAUAUACUAGAUCCCCCUCUGCUUCUCUUGCUGGGGAUUUCUCAUUUUAAAUGGGUGCUCAUAUUGCGGCAUUAUGCAGUGUUACAUUCUGAAUUAAUGUCCAGAUAUCAGAGUUUUUUCUAUUUUUUUAGACUUUCCCCAUAAUUCAGCAUUGAAGAAUCGAAUUGUAUUUCUCUAGCUGUGUUUUUGUAUAUGUGGAAUAAUUAGCUGGAUCUUGUAUUGUGAAAGCUUUUUAACUUCUUAUGUUUUAAGAUAACUCCUGGCAUUUCAAGCAAAGUACAUGUUCGGAGAUCCUCUAGAAGAUAAUGUGUAUAAUUGCAUCUGAUGCAGACAAACACAACACAUUAGCAUCCAAUUUUGUCUGUGCAGCCAUAUAUGCUUAGUGCAGCAUUUGAGGCUCAUGAGAUACAGGCUUCAGUGCAAAGACUUUAUGCACAAUUACAAUCUGACUGCACAGCUGCAUGAGCACCAAAUGAUCUGGCAAUGCUGAUAUGUUCAUUGAAGGGCAACUACUCAAACCUGGRUACUGGCAGGGGCCAAAAAUUGUAUCAGGCUAUCACCAUCACCACCACCACCACCAAGCUCAGUCUCUGUUCCUGCACGUUCUUUUGGAUCUACAGGGGUUUGCAUUUGUCACAUACUGGAAGGCAACAUGAUUUGAUCAUGUCGUGCUUGGUGAAUUCAGGGGAGCARUUUUCUUUUUUUUUUCCCCUCAAAUAUUAAAAAUGUUGCUUUGGUUGUCAGCUCAGUUCCUAAGAAGUCAAAGACAUAACUGAUUGGAAGGUUUAGAGACAAUAAACACCUGAAUUUCCCAGACUACUUUAAAAGGAGAAAAAAAGUAUAUAAAUGUGUAAAUGUCUGACACUAAGAUUGUGUAGUAUAUUGAACAGCAUCUACCAUGGCAUUUCAUACCCAUGGUAUUUUUUACCUUCGAAACAAUCAAUUUUAGUAUUAUAUGUUUGUGUAAAUCACUUGCAUAUUGAAAUUGAAUUUUCAGUAGUGUCCAAC
Nothoprocta perdicaria is the source of this 2295-nucleotide messenger RNA. RefSeq names its product ELMO domain containing 1 (gene ELMOD1). The transcript has 11 exons. The coding region runs from base 166 to 1146 and encodes 326 amino acids. Gene Ontology annotation, molecular function: GTPase activator activity. The record is from RefSeq and is a predicted model, not a curated record. NCBI's taxonomy places the organism in Eukaryota, Metazoa, Chordata, Aves, Tinamiformes, Tinamidae.